AUGGCGGUUGUUAUCAAAACUUUGAGAAGCCCCGUAUUUUGUUUUGCGAUAAUUAUUUCUGUGAUAAUUGUGGCGACAAAACUCCAGUUUAACAACUCUUCUGGGCCUCAAACGACUCUCCUGGAGCCCAAAAGAUACUUGUCAAGUCGGAUGGCCCCCGCUGCACGACUAGGAAACCAUAUUUUUGAGUUGGCAGCAGUUUUGGGAAUUGCAAGGGUGCUCAAUCGCACUGCAACGUUUUUCAUCGAAGAUGAUUUUUAUCGAGAAAUGCUCGAAAAUACCAGUGAAGCCAUUCCGGGUCUUGUCAAUCAAUUUGAACUUGUUAACGGAACGGUGCCCUCGCCGACGAAAACCACCAAGCUUAACACACGUUGCUGUAUAUUUGUGGAUCCAUUGAUUUUGGAAAACGUUAACGAUCAGUAUUUACACCUUGACGGACUAUUCUAUCAAGCCUGGAAAUAUUUUCCAUCAAUGCGUGACGAGCUCUCCGGCUACUUGAAAAAAUCGAAGAAAAACUACUGGCUUCCCAAACCUGACAAUGAUACAUUUGUAACAUGCGCUCAUGUGCGUAGGAGUGAUUUUACAUCGAAUGGAUUCGCAGCGUCCGAGUCAACUUUUGUAAGAAGUGCUCUUGAUUUUAUUCAAGACAAAGAAAAUGGUGAAAAACUCAAAAAUACCAUUGUCCUAUUCGGUGAUGAUCCGAAGUUUAUGCGAAACAUUUUCAACAAUACUUCCCUGUCGGAUCAGCAAGACAGUCAGAUUUUAAACACUACCUAUUUCGUAUCACAAAACUCACCGUCUGAUGACUUAGUCUACGCAAAAGAUGUAUGUGAUGUCGUGUUGAUCAGUGCUCCCCACUCAACAUUUGGCUGGUGGAUUGGGUAUUUUUCGAAAGGGGACAAAGUAUAUUAUAUGGACAUUCGAGAAACAAAUGAUUGGGUUUAUAGAGUUGGAGAGCUGAACCCAUACGACUACUUCAUGCCACAUUGGAUACCAUUAAAAUUUGCCUCCAAUAAUUCAACAAUUGUAGAAAGUUUGAAAUAA
Molecule: messenger RNA, 1044 nt
Organism: Caenorhabditis elegans
Lineage: Eukaryota; Metazoa; Nematoda; Chromadorea; Rhabditida; Rhabditidae
Gene: C14C6.3
Product: L-Fucosyltransferase
Exons: 10
Coding region: 1-1044 (347 amino acids)
Biological process (GO): carbohydrate metabolic process
Cellular component (GO): membrane
Molecular function (GO): galactoside 2-alpha-L-fucosyltransferase activity
Source: RefSeq, marked reviewed